This is a messenger RNA of Daktulosphaira vitifoliae (grape phylloxera), 938 nucleotides long. RefSeq names its product transcription elongation factor 1 homolog. Gene Ontology annotation, cellular component: transcription elongation factor complex. The coding region runs from base 131 to 379 and encodes 82 amino acids. The record is from RefSeq and is a predicted model, not a curated record. The transcript has 3 exons. Gene Ontology annotation, molecular function: RNA polymerase II complex binding. Lineage: Eukaryota; Metazoa; Arthropoda; Insecta; Hemiptera; Phylloxeridae. Gene Ontology annotation, biological process: transcription elongation by RNA polymerase II.
CGAAAAGUAUGACAGAUAUUAUUAUAUUUUAUACAGAUAUGUAAAAUUUAUAAAUUUUUGUUAUUCAAACAAAACAAUAUACUUCUAAAUUUAUUUUAUUUAUAGACUUCUAGUACUUCUCUCCUUAAAAAUGGGUAGACGUAAAAGUAAAAGAAAACCACCAGCAAAAAGGAAAGCUAUCGAACCUUUGGACACGCAAUUUAACUGUCCAUUUUGUAAUCAUGAAAAGUCUUGUGAAGUUAAAAUGGAUAAAAGUAGAAACAUUGGAAAGGUAUAUUGUCGGGUAUGCCUUGAAGCGUACCAGACAACUACUAGUUUUCUAUCUGAACCUGUAGAUGUUUAUAAUGAUUGGGUUGAUGCAUGUGAAGCUGCUAAUUAAUAAAGGGUGACUACAAAAUUACAAUAAUGCCAGUCAAAAUCUAUACUACUCAACAUCAAUAAUUCUUAAAACAAAGAAGAAUUUUCUAAAUAAUAUUACAACUAGUUAAUUAUUAAAUACAACAUUCAAAUUCUUGAUUUUUAUCAUCUGUGUUCUUGUUUUUUCACAUCAAUCAAUACUGUAUGUUCCAAUCAAAAUGAAGAGCAGUGUAAUUUGGAAUAAGAUUGUUUAAGUAUCAUUUUAAACUUUUGUAGUCACCCUAAUAUCAAAUUGUAUGUAUAAUUAUGAUUAUUUCUAUAAAUAAUAAUGGACUUGAUAGUUGUAUAGUUCUAUAAAAUAAAAUAAAGGUAACAAUAUGUUAUUGGUUAUGUCUAAAUUUCAUAUGUUCAUAUAAGUGAUUUUUUUUUUUAUUAAUAUUAUAAAUUUGACCUAUUCAUAAAACUAUAUCUUGUACUAUUUAGAAAUCACUAAAUUAAUAAUUUAAAACUUAUGAGCAUGUGUUUUACUGUAUACCUGAAAACUAUUGAUUUAUUUUUGCAUAAAUAUUAAAGUUAUGUUA